Molecule: messenger RNA, 3491 nt
Organism: Lycium ferocissimum
Lineage: Eukaryota; Viridiplantae; Streptophyta; Magnoliopsida; Solanales; Solanaceae
Product: pentatricopeptide repeat-containing protein At1g74600, chloroplastic
Exons: 2
Coding region: 136-2805 (889 amino acids)
Biological process (GO): RNA modification
Molecular function (GO): protein binding; RNA binding
Source: RefSeq, a predicted model, not a curated record
UAUUAGAAAUAUAUGCUUGUCGUGAAGUUAAAUCUCUUAUUUUUAGAAUAAAUACUACGGCUACUAUAUAUAAACCCGAAAAUAAAUAACCAUUCACAGCAAUCUCAGCAUAUUUCCCAUGAUCGAAGUUUACUAAUGAACUCUAUCAGUUACCAUAUCAGUUACCACCAACUAGACAACAAAUUCUCAGUUUUUGGACGCAAAUUGAUUUCCUCCAUUGCCUUUCUUGGUAGAGACCAUCACCCUAUUCAGUUCCUCAAUGAAUGCACCAAACCCACUAAUAAUAUUCACUCAAAACCCGAUAUUUUCCAUGCCCAUCUCAUAAAGACUCAGAAUCUUGAUUCCAAUACACAUGUUGCAAAUUCUGUGCUUUAUUCUUAUUGUCAACAUUCAAGAAUGGACAAUGCAGCCAAGGUGCUUGAUGAAAUGCUUAACCCAAAUUCAGUUUCCUGGAAUCUGAUGAUUUCUAGUUCUAAUAAGGCGUUACGAUACCAGGAUUCUUGGAGGGUAUUUUGUAGGAUGCAUAUGUUGGGGUUCGAGAUGAAUAUGUAUACAUAUGGUAGUGUUCUUUCUGCCUGUGGUGCUUUAACAUCUACAUUGUGUGGUGAGCAGGUUUAUGGACUUGUGAUGAAAAACGGGUUUUUUUCGGAUGGUUAUGUGAGAUGUGGGAUGAUAGAAUUGUAUUCAAGAAGUUGUAGGUUUAGUGAUGGUUUGAGGGUGUUUUAUGAUUAUUUGUGUGAUAAUGUGGUUUGUUGGAAUGCUAUUAUAUCAGGGGCGGUAAAGAAUAGGGAGUAUUGGGUUGCGUUGGAUAUUUUUAGUCGAAUGUGGGGUGGGUUUUGGAAGCCCAAUGAAUUUACAAUUCCAAGUGUAUUGAAUGCUUGUGUUUCACUGUUGGAACUUCGAUUUGGGAAAAUGGUUCACGGAGCGGCUAUAAAAUGUGGUCUGGAAACUGAUGUUUUCGUGGGGACUUCUAUUGUUGAUUUGUAUGCAAAAUGUGGGGUUAUGGAUGAAGCAUUUAGGGAACUCAGGCAGAUGCCAGUUAGCAAUGUUGUUUCUUGGACUGCCAUGCUAAAUGGUUUCGUGCAGAAUGGCGAUCCUCUUUCUGCCGUUCGAAUAUUUGGUGAAAUGAGGAAUAAAGGGGUAGAGAUAAACAAUUACACUGUCACUAGUGUGCUUACUGCCUGUGCUAAUCCUACUAUGGCAAAAGAAGCAAUCCAAAUCCAUUCUUGGAUUUUUAAGACUGGAUUUUAUCAGGAUCCAGUUGUGCAAACGUCUGUUAUCAAUAUGUACUCGAAGAUAGGGGAAGUUGCCUUAUCUGAACUAGUCUUUGCAGAGGCUGAAAAUCUGCAGCACCUAAGUUUGUGGUCUAACAUGAUUUCUGUUCUUGCCCAGAAUAGUGAUUCUGACAAGGCAAUUCAUCUAUUUCAGAGAAUAUUCCAAGAGGACUUGAAACCUGAUAAGUUCUGUUGUUCUAGUGUCUUGGGAGUUGUAGACUGUCUAGAUGUGGGUAGACAGAUACAUAGCUACACUAUUAAAUCGGGGUUAAUCUCUAAUGUUAACGUGAGCAGCUCUCUGUUCACGAUGUACUCAAAAUGUGGUAGUAUAGAGGAAUCAUAUGUUAUAUUUGAGCUGAUUAAGGAUAAGGAUAAUGUCUCAUGGGCAUCAAUGAUUGCUGGUCUUGUAGAACACAGUUUUCCAGAUAGAGCUGUUGAAUUGUUCAGAGAGAUGCCCGUGGAGGAAAUCAUUCCUGACGAAAUGACUUUAACUGGUAUCCUUAACGCAUUUAGUUCUCUUCAGGCCUUGAAGUCUGGCAAAGAAAUUCAUGGUUUCAUUCUUCGACACGGUGUUGGUGAGCUCCGCAUUGCCAAUGGUGCCAUUGUGAAUAUGUAUACAAAGUGCGGUGAUCUAGUUUCGGCAAGAAGUUUCUUUGAUAGGAUACCCUUUAAAGAUAAGUUUUCAUGUUCUUCCAUGGUAACUGGGUAUGCUCAAAGGGGUUAUGUGGAAGACACGCUUCAGCUGUUCAAGCAAAUGCUGAUGGAUGAUUUAGAUAGUAGUUCCUUUACAAUUUCUUCAGUUCUUGGGGUUCUUGCUCUUUCUAACAGAUCUCGCAUUGGCAUCCAAGUGCAUGCACAUUGUAUAAAAAUGGGAUCACAAUCGGAAGCACCGACAGGAAGUUCACUGGUUAUGAUGUAUUCAAAAUGUGGAAGUAUUGAUGAUUGCUGCAAAGCUUUUGAAGUGAUCUUGGCACCCGAUUUGGUUAGCUGGACUGCUAUGAUUGUAAGCUAUGCUCAAAAUGGAAAAGGGGGUGAUGCUUUGCAAGUUUAUGAGUUAAUGAGGAAUUCAGGAAUCAAGCCUGAUUCGGUGACUUUUGUUGGAGUUCUUUCUGCUUGUAGCCAUGCUGGUUUGGUUGAAGAAGGGUAUUUCUUUCUAACUUCAAUGAUGAAAGACUACGGAAUUGAGCCUGGUUACCAUCAUUAUGCCUGUAUGGUAGAUCUUCUCGGUCGCUCUGGUAGAUUAACUGAGGCUGAGAGGUUCAUUAAUGAGAUGCCUAUAAAACCUGAUGCUUUGGUCUGGGGAACACUACUUGCUGCUUGUAAAUUGCAUGAUGACGUUGAGUUAGGGAAGGUGGCAGCAAAAAAGAUCAUGGAGUUGGAGCCGAGUGAAGUUGGUGCAUAUAUCUCAUUGUCAAAUAUCUGGGCUAGUGUGGGCCAAUGGGAUGAAGUUUUGAAAAUUAGAGGUUCAAUGCGAGGAACUAGGAUAGCAAAGGAGCCUGGCUGGAGUUCUUUGUGUAACACAUUGAGAUGAUCUUGCGAAAAAGAGAGAUUUGGUGGCGAAAAACGGGCUUUGAAGUCUGAUUAGAGGUCUGAGGCAUAUGCGGACAUGGUUUUGAGCACAUGAACUGAUAUGGAGCUAAAAAGGAUCACUGAUCACAUACGGCUUAGAAGUCUGAGUAAAAGUCGAAGAAAAAUGAUGGGGAUCAAGUACGAGGAUCAACUACCAAGCAUGCACAACGUCGGCCAAGAAAGCAAAAAAUGUUGAAAAAUUGGCCUGGUGCAGAGUGCACUCGGCGAGUCCAGCGGUGCAGCAAGCCACUUUGGGUCUGUCUGACAGAAUUCAAGUCUCUGGAGAUUUGGCUUAGCAUGGCGUGCCAGGCAGCGCACUAAGCCAUUUUUGGCCCUGUCCGGGUCCGUUUUGGUUUAGGAGAUGUGUUUGAGUCCUGGAGUGUUUUCCCACAUUAAAAUAUUAAAUACAUGUUGUACACAAUUUUCAAAUCAUAUUCUGGAGGUAUUGAGGAGACAAGUCGUCUUAGAGAGGAGAUCCAUUGAUGGCUAGAACGACGGCUAAAGUGUCAUCGAUCCUAAGCGUUCUUUUAUCUCUUCUCUUUUAUUAUAUUAGUUCUUAGGGUUGUGGUGCUAUAUGAUUGUUGUAGUUUGAUACUCCCUCCGUUACAAUUUAUGUGAUACAGUUUGACUAGGCAAGAAGUUUAAGAA